Molecule: messenger RNA, 2090 nt
Organism: Coccinella septempunctata (seven-spotted ladybird)
Lineage: Eukaryota; Metazoa; Arthropoda; Insecta; Coleoptera; Coccinellidae
Exons: 7
Coding region: 24-2090 (688 amino acids)
Source: RefSeq, a predicted model, not a curated record
AACACUCGACAAAGUCGUGUGUGAUGGCGAAGCAACUAAAAGUUCCCCAAAACACACCGAAGAGCGAUGAUGUCAAAAAAAAUCGUUCUUCCUCGAAAUUCAGCUCCGUGGCAUCUACCGAAAGACAGAAGCUCGGUAAAAACGGUAGGACAAGAAAGAGAAAUUCCUGCAGCAGCAACAACUCAGCACAUCAAAGUAUCCACCUGGCCCAUUGCUCUUGCGAGAGGUUGCAAAACGAGAUCUUUGAGUUCGUCAGCGAUUUCGUGACCUCGCAGGAGUACCAGGACUAUUUGGACUUCAAGAAGAAUAUCGUCCAGAAGGAUGAGGAGGUUCAGUAUGACAUCAACGAUCUGGUAGAGGUCGUAGAUACCGAAUUGCCCAAGAAGAGGAAGGUUGAUGUUUUGAGAGCUCUGAGUCGAAGGGCUCUGAGAGUCUUCUUUCUGGAUGUCCAGAUAGAGAAAUACUUGGAGAGUUUGAGGAAUGAGGAAAUCUUGAAGAAACAGCAAGAAGCCAUCGAGACUAUAAGGCAAAAGAUAGCAGAGGUGAAGGAAGUUUUCAUAUGCCACAAUGAAAAUAAAUUGGCUUUGAGAAAGCAAAGAGAACAGUACUUGAUAAAAAAGUUCAUAAGUCGUUAUAAUAUAGAUAUUUCAAGAUUGAUAACCACCGAGAGGCUAGAUAGGUUGAUACUAGAUGUUGAAAGGAAAUUGAUGAUGAAGAGAAGAGGACAUAAGAAUAACAUUCGGAGUAUUAUCGAGAGAUUGGUAAAGGAAUAUAAUCAUAACAAGAAACGAGACAAUAAAAUUGAAAACAACAAUUUCAAACGGAGAGCAAAAGGCGUUUGUAAGAAAACAAUAAUGCAUAUAAAAGGUAUAAAAGGUUCAAACCUUAUGUUGUCCUCAUUGCACUUUGUGCACAAAGAAGACGCAAUCAUUAGAGCUUUCAGAGAGGCUGGGGUCUGUUUGAAAGAGGAGAAAGAUGAAAUCCCCAGAAACCUCUGGGAUAAAGCCUGUUCGACUGAUAUUCCUUUCACUACCAAGGAAAAAGGCUUGCAAGAGAGUUCGAUGAAGAAUAUUUCUUUUCAAAUCCCACAAGAGGACAAUAAGUUCAAAAUUAUGCUGAACGAAAACGCCAAGGAAAAAUUGGGAACGAUGGAAUCAUUCGUUGAAUUCGAAGACCUCUUGGAGGCUAGGCAUUUUUUCUGCACUUGUGAGAAAGAGAGGAAGGAUAAAGAAGAUGCUGAAAUCAAUUUUACAGACGACCUUACAAUGAUCUCAACCCCUCGUCAGAUCGAUUUCAAGGAGUAUCAAACUGAUAAAGUAUACAAUAAGAGGUUGGUUUUACGAAAUACAAGUGGAAAUUCAGUCAGGAUAAGGUUCUUCAGAUUCUAUUUUGAUGAAGUUAAAUAUACGAUACUCUUCGAGGUUAUUCCAGAUGAGAUGAGGAUAGCUCGACCCGGUUUACCAGUGGACUUGACAAUUAAAUUUCGAGCUCCCAAAGACUCUGCUGCGAUCCUUGGCAAAUUGGUUUUCUUAACUUGCUGCAAAUCCACCUUUUACAGAUACGUAAUACCCAUCAAAUGUACCCCAGUAAUUUCCGACGUUACUAUAGAGCCCAGGAGUAUAUCAUUUGGAACAAUUCCUCUAUGGAAGUUCUUGAAGAAUCAUCUUGACAUCUCUAAGUCCGUUAAGGUCAAAUGCAGUGGGAAGUACGCCCAUAAAUUGAUAAUAAAAAAAGUGAGAGAUCCUUUAGAAUUGAAGUCUAUGCGAAAUGAAGAUAUAGUUUCCGAAGAUUCCUCAUCUUCUGAAGAGUGGAUUGUGAAGAAAAAGACACCUAUUCAGUUGGAAAUGGAAGAGAUAAUCAGAGACAUCCUGAGAGAUAUAGACUGUCGUUUCCAUUUCGAUAAAAGAUUCCUGGUGGUUCAGGAGCAAUCUGGGGAAGAAAAUUUGAAGAUAUCUGUUUCUGGCAUUGGACAUUCAGGCUUUUACUUCGAAAAGUAUAGUGUAGAUAUUUAUAAGAUGAUGGAGGACGCUGAAGAAUAUCAGGGAAUGCAGGUAAAACUUGGUGAAAGAACUGAACUAUGCAGGCGAUGA